Molecule: messenger RNA, 2799 nt
Organism: Metopolophium dirhodum (rose-grain aphid)
Lineage: Eukaryota; Metazoa; Arthropoda; Insecta; Hemiptera; Aphididae
Product: trehalase-like
Exons: 9
Coding region: 391-2169 (592 amino acids)
Biological process (GO): trehalose catabolic process
Molecular function (GO): alpha,alpha-trehalase activity
Source: RefSeq, a predicted model, not a curated record
ACAUGACGUAUAUAUAGGUAGUUCUUAAAACUUUAAAGCGCUGUGUACAUAUUUUUAUAAAGUCAAAUUCGCUUAUAACUAUGACGGAUGCCUAAAUACAACGAUAUUCUCGGUAUAAUGAUUUCCAAAUAAAUUACUAUUAUACCUACAUUUUAGCAGGUAUAAUUAUAUAAUCAUGGUGAAUACCCAAUUUUCUUUUAGUUGAAUUCGUGGAAUGUUGGAUUACGUCCGAUCAGACAGGCUAUCACGAAGUCUAUGGGUUUAACGAUAUGAUUAUCUGGGUCCCUCGAAGAUCAUUAUAAGCAAAUCCAUCUGACCAUCUGCAUAUUUAAAUUACGAAUAAUAUACUUUCAUUUGGAUAUAACUUUCUUAUUACCUACGGAUAUCGAUAUGAAGUGCUUUUACUUACUUCUUAUGCUCUUGCUAUUACAAGUUGUGUAUUAUAAACAGAUAAUUGCCCGAGACGCUAUAAUAAAUAUGAAACAAUCAUUUUUUCAACCAUUGGAUGAACUUCUGCCAUCGUGUCACAGUAAAAUUUACUGCAAUAGCGAAUUUUUGCACGAUGUACAAAUAUAUUGCAAUCACCCAAACUGUACAAAUUUGAUAUCUAAAAAACUUAAAUAUACUGAAUCUGAGAUUCUGGCAAAGUAUGAUCAAAUGAAACGAAAUAAUAAUAAUGUACCAUCUGACGAAGAUUUAGUCAAGUUUAUCGAUGAGAAUUUUGAAGAAAGUAACGAGUUAAUUAAAUGGACACCUAAAGAUUUCACCGAUAAACCAUCGAUUCUUAAUCGAAUCAAAGAUAAAACUUACAUAUAUUGGGCUAGAGCGUUGAAUAAUUUAUGGAUGACCCUAGCAAGGAAGAUAAAGGAUGACGUAAAAAUACAUCCAGAUAAGUACUCACUGGUGUGGGUACCAAAUGGGUUCAUAAUACCAGGAGGUAUAUUUAAGGAACUUUACUAUUGGGAUACUUAUUGGAUUGUUAAUGGAUUACUGCAAUGUGAUAUGAGAACCACAGCUCGCGGUAUAAUUGAAAAUAUAAUAUCAAUGGUGGAUCAGUUUGGUUUCAUGCCCAACGGUAACCGAGUUUUCUAUCUAAAUAGAUCACAGCCACCGAUGCUUAUAUUGAUGGCAUUAAGUUACUAUAAAGCAACUAAUGACUUUGACUUCAUAAAAACCAUUAUAGGUAGUUUGGAAAAUGAAUAUCUAUUUUGGUUGAAAAAUCGAAUGGUUACCUUCGAGAAAGAUGGCAAACAAUAUACAAUGGCUAGAUAUAGCUCACGGUCAAGUGGACCAAGACCCGAAUCAUACAGGAACGAUUAUAAAUUGGCAGAAAAACAUCAGAGAUCAGAAGAUAAAAAUGAAUUAUAUAUACACAUAAAGUCUGCGGCAGAAUCUGGUUGGGACUUUUCAAGUAGAUGGUUCAUAACAGUCAAUGGCACUAAUAGCGGUAAUUUAUCUGACAUACAAACGGCAAACAUUGUCCCAGUUGACUUAAACAGCAUGCUUCAUGUAAAUGCACUUACAUUGAGUACUUGGUUUGAUCAAAUGGGAGAUGAAAUAAAUUCUGCCAAAUACAGAACAAUUGCUAAUGAGUUUCUCGAAAAUAUACAAGAAGUUAUGUGGAGACCAAACAAAGGAGCUUGGUUUGAUUGGGAUUUGAUCAACAAUAAGAGUCGAGAAUAUUUUUAUGCAUCGAAUAUUGUACCUCUGUGGACGGAAAGCUAUAACAUGCCAAAAGAAAAAGUGGCCAAUGCAGUUCUGAAAUAUUUGAGUGAUCAACGUAUAAUCGAGCUUGAUUACAGUAUUAAUUACAAUGGAAUACCUACGUCAAUGUACUCAUCAUCUCAACAAUGGGAUUUCCCGAAUGCGUGGCCUCCUCUCCAAGCUUUUAUUAUACAAGGUCUGGAUAAGACUCAACAAAAAAAUGCAAAACAAGUUGCAGUGAAAUUGGCCGAGGUGUGGUUGCGCACAAAUUAUCGCGGAUUUACAAAUAACGAAUCGAUGUUCGAAAAAUAUGACGCUUUAGCCUUAGGAAUAAGUGGUGGUGGCGGCGAAUAUGCACCACAGUUAGGAUUCGGUUGGACAAAUGGUGUCGUGUUGGAAUUUUUAAAUCAAUGGGACUAUUUAUACUACAACACUUCAAAAUAUGAUAAUACAACAGACUUAUAAAAAAUAUUACAUAGGUAGAUACCUAAUAUUAUAUUAUAUAAAUAAUAUAUUAUUUUUUUUUUAAUAGUUAUAUUUAUUUUAAGUUGUAGACCUAGUACCUAGUACCUAUAUACCUAUAAGCAUUGAUUAGUAUUAGUAUUUAUAAUCAAUGCUAUAAGAGAUAAAAAUCCCUAUAUUUAUAUAUAACAAGUAGAGAGGUAUUUACUUUAAUUAAAUUAUCUAAAUAAAGCUUAAAAUCACAUUUUAAUUUAUAAAUAAACGAUACCUACUGGUAAUUUAUAAAUUAUACUGUUGUAAACAUGUAAAUGUUGUAAAUAUAAACUAUAUGAAUACAUAGCUAGAGAGCUAUAAUUUGUAUCAGUUGGAGCCUGGAGGUUUGCGUCGAACGCACUGGGCUGUCCUGAGAUCCGGACCAGGCCCGUCGAUAGAUAUUUUCCGCCCUAAAGCAAACAUUUUAAUGCCGCUAAUAUUCUUUACCGAUAUUUAUUUAAUUUUGCCGCUUUCAAUUUUUUUUAAAUUGUAUGCCACUCUAAAGCAACACAUGGCUUACUUGUGCCCUAACGACAGGCCUGAUCUGGACUGGACCUUGAUGUUUUAUAUUGUUAAAAUAAAAGAAUCGUUCAUGUACUA